Molecule: messenger RNA, 3237 nt
Organism: Dermatophagoides pteronyssinus (European house dust mite)
Lineage: Eukaryota; Metazoa; Arthropoda; Arachnida; Sarcoptiformes; Pyroglyphidae
Product: protein shuttle craft-like
Biological process (GO): negative regulation of transcription by RNA polymerase II
Cellular component (GO): nucleus
Molecular function (GO): DNA-binding transcription factor activity, RNA polymerase II-specific; RNA polymerase II transcription regulatory region sequence-specific DNA binding; zinc ion binding
Source: RefSeq, a predicted model, not a curated record
UGUUGGAAGUGUUGUUUUGUUGUUUGUUUUUGUUGUUGUGACUGAAUCCAGUCGUUCAAGCAACGUUUUUUUUUUGUUAUCAUUCGUUUAAAACGAAAUAUAUUUUUGGAUUAAUAAAAGCCGCAGAAAUAUUUGGUUCAAUAGUUAUUGUUAAAAUUUUUUUUUAAUUGUAUAAUUUAUUGAAUUUUUUCUUACCAUCUUAUUAUCAAAGUCUUUUUAUUACAAUCAACAAUGGACCAACCGGACAAUUCUAAUGAUAAUUAUCGUUACAAUAAUAAUGCUUGUAUCGAUCAGUCCACAAAUAAUCGUUAUUUAAAUCAUCCCCAUCGUCAACAAUAUAAUCAAAACAACAAUUAUGUAGAUCGUAAUAAUCAUCAUCGAGGAUCACAGAAUUUUUCUCGUUCCAAUAAUCAUUUUAGAGAUCAGGAUAAUUAUGAUACAAGAAGAUCGAAUAAUUAUGGCUUUAGAUCUGGAACAAAAACAAAUUAUCAAUCAAGUGAUUUGCCACCGAGAUUUGCACGUAAUCGUCAAAUUAAUUCAAAUGAAAAUAGUUCGAGAAAUAAUCACCAAACUCGUUAUCGUAAUAAUGAAAGCCAACAACAAAUUCCUAAAGAUGAAUCUGAUAUUCACAAUCGUUUUAACCGAAUGGAUAUGAACAAUGGCUCAAAUUCUGUAAAUCGUGAUGAUCGCGAUAAAGCAUAUCAUGAUGAUGAUGGCCUAAGAAAUAUACCAAGUACAAGUCACCAUCGAUCACAAGAUUUUCAUCAACGUCAUCAUUUUCAAGCUCCUAGAAAUCGAGGUUUAAAUGAUAAUACCAAUGGCAAACAAUCUAUUCGUAUGGAUGCUACCAAAACAGUUAAGAAUCGAGUGAAAUCUGAUCUAGAAAGUCAGCGAGAAAUCAUGGAUGAAUUAUUGCGUAAAGCACAAUAUGAAUGUAUCAUAUGUUGUGAUAUGAUUCGUGUUCAUGAUCGAACAUGGAAUUGUAAUAAUUGUUUCAAUGUUUUUCACUUAAAAUGUACACAACAAUGGGCGCGUAAAUCAUCGAUAGAUCCGAAUGAAGCAUCAACUUCUCAAGAUAAGAAAAAAAAUCAACAGAUUCAGGAAUGGCGUUGUCCUACAUGUCAAUCAGUGCAUCGGAAUUUUCCCAAUUAUUACCAUUGUUUUUGUGGUAAAUUAAGAGAUCCAGAAGUCAGCAAUUACCGUGUUCCUCAUUCAUGCGGUGAAAUGUGUUCAAAAAAUCUUGAAUUAUUCAAUAUAAAAAUCGAAAACGAAGAAUAUUUUGAAUGCAAACAUCGAUGUACUCUUAUGUGUCAUCCUGGAAAAUGUCCUCCAUGUACGGUGAAAGUUGAACGAAUUUGUUCAUGUCGAAAAACUAAGAUGUCAUUGAAUUGUGCGGCAAAAUUGUCCGACAUAAAAUGUUCAGAACCUUGUAAUAAAUUGCUUGAUUGUGGCAAACAUCGUUGUCAAAAGAAUUGUCAUUUCGGACGAUGUGAUCCAUGUGAAAAAAUUUUUGAAAUGAAAUGUUAUUGUGGAAAAGAAUCUCGCCAGGCUGUUAGCUGUAUCGAUCUCGAGUCUGGAUACUGUUGUGAAAAAAUAUGUUCAAAGCCAUUCGAAUGUGGUUCGCAUAAAUGUGAAAAAUUAUGUCAUUCUGGUUCGUGUGGUUCAUGUCCAUUAAGUCCAGAAUCGGUCACUAAAUGUCCGUGUGGUAAUACAAGCCUAUCUAGUAUCGCCAAUCAACAGACACGAAAAUCAUGUUUGGAUCCGAUUUCAAAUUGUGGAAAAAUUUGUGAUAAAAUUCUUCCGUGUGGUAGUGAUAAUGAUAAACCACAUCGAUGUAAAUCUUUUUGUCAUAGUGGCGAAUGUCCUGCUUGUGAUCAAACGACCAUAAUUCGAUGUUAUUGUGGCGCUAAUUCUCAAAAAAUUAAUUGCAAGAAUCUGGAAUCAAAAACAUUCAAAUGUAAACGAAAAUGUAAUAAGAAACUCAGUUGUGGCCGACACAAAUGUCUUAAGGAAUGUUGUACGGAAAAAGAGCAUCCAUGUCGGCAAACUUGUGGCCGAAAACUUAUUUGUGGUAAGCAUACAUGCGAAGAACAAUGUCAUCAAGUUUGUCGAAGUUGUCCAAAUGUAAUAUGGGAUGAAAUAACAUGUAAUUGUGGACAGGAAAAAUUAUUUCCACCACAACCUUGUGGCACUUUAAAACCACCUUGUAAGCGACCUUGUUCAAGAAAUCAUGGUUGUGAUCAUACACCUUUGCAUCCUUGUCAUGAUGAACCAGAAUGUCCACCUUGUAUAGAAUUCGUUAGCCGUCUUUGUUAUGGAGGUCAUGAAGUACGAGAAUCAGUUCAUUGUUAUGAAAAUGGCGUUUCAUGCGGACGUUUCUGUCAGAAACCAUUGCCAUGUGGUUUACAUAAAUGUUCGAAAAUUUGUCAUGACGGUGAAUGUCCUGUUUGUACUCAACGAUGUAUUAAAAUACGACCGGAUUGUUUGCAUCAAUGUGGCUUACCUUGUCAUCAGAUUUCAUCGGAAAUUUGUCCUGAAAGUCCAUGUCAUGAACGAAUCAAGAUCUAUUGUGAAUGCGAAUAUAAAUCUAAAGAGGUUGAAUGUAGUACUGUAUUAGAUUCUCGUCAAUUUCAACGACAGUUGGAUGAUAUUUUACGACGAUUUAGUUUUAAUUCAUCAAUUACAUUGGAUGAAAUGAAAGAAAUGGUACGCCAUAAUGCAAAACAUUCACUUGAAUGUGAUCAAGAUUGUGCACGCGAAAAACGUAAUCGAAAUCUAGCCGAUGCUUUGGGUGUUGAUUCAGAAGGCCUAACGAUCGGUGCUAAUCUUGUUAAAUAUUCUGAUCAAUUGAAAAAUGAAGCUCGUUCUAAUCCACAAUUUAUUAUGAAUGUACAUGAUAAAUUUGUCCAAUUGUUGGAUGCUUUUAAUCAGUCUAACCAGAAAAUUAUGUGUUAUAAUUUUCAACCUAUGAAUCGAAAUAAUCGUGAAAUUAUACAUAAUUAUGCAGCCCAUUUUGGAUUGAAAACUGAAUCGGUGGAUAAGGAACCAAAUCGUAGUAUAGUAAUUACUGCGAAUAAAAAUUCAUCCAUACCGAAAACUUCACUAUUAGAAGCGGUCAAUAUUGAUGUUAAAGAUUUACGACCAAAACAAAGUAUCGUCAAAUAUAAAAAAGCAAGCGAAGAAAAUCGUAACAAAAAAGUUAUCAAUUAUUUUGAUGAUUAAUGAAAAAAAAAUGAA